GCGGGGGUCGUUUGGUGCUGUGUGAACAUAUCGCUGAUUUCUCUUGAUGGAAACUUUCUACAUCAUUAUUUCAUUUUUUUCCUUCGGUCUUCUAACGUAUUCCCUUACAGUCGGGUUUUUUCCUUGCUUUUUUCUAUUCCCUUUCUUCUAUCAGUAUCAUCAGUGCCAUGGGUUUCUUUGAAGUUUAUCUUAGAUUCGUAUUAUAAUGAUGCAUGAGACGCUGGACGACUCGGAAAGUGAUUUGUUUCCAUCUUCGAGUGUUUCCCAGAAUGGCAAUGUUACCAUUGAACCUCCUCAUACUCAUAUACACAUUCUCGACUUGUGUUAAUGCAGAAUUUUCUUUGCCAUCUCAAGUAACGACUUUCAUUCCCUCUUGCGCUCAAGUUUGCUUCGAGUCCUUUGUACAAGACAACUAUCCAACAGAUGUUUGUGGCGAAACACCCACGUUUGACUGCUUGUGUGAAAAUGGUAGCAAGUCUACAUACACGGUGGGAGAGGGGGCAGUACAAUGUAUAAUGUCAGAAGCCAGCGUGGGCUUCUGUAAUGGAGAUGAUUCCUCUAAUGACACAGUACUAAAAGCAUACAAUAUGUGUAAUUCCGACAAAAAUGCACUGCCAAACACACAUAGCACUCUUACAGCAACUCUCGUCUUACAAUCAGGCUCCGCAAGUAUCGUCCAAAUUGCUCCAGUGUCAACGACAAGUGCUAGUGAUUCAAUAGCCACAACUUUACUCACAACUGCACCUACAGCUACAACUAUAGCUACUCCAAGCUCAACCACAAAUUCAAAAUCAUCGACAGGGGUACCACAACCGGCAGCUGCUACGAGUGCCAAUUCAUCACCGGAGAAGAGCAAUCCAGUUUUAUCUACUGCGCAGAUAAUUGGAAUCGUGGUAGCAGGAGUCGGUGGUGUGGUUUUGGUAAUUGGUGCUAUAUUGUUGUGUGCCUGUAUGAGGCGGAAAAGACAAGCAAAUCGAGAUAGUGGGUAUCUCCCAUUCCAGCAAGAACCUUCUCUGAGCAUCAAAUCUCAAUCUCACUUCGGUAUCCCGAAGCCAAUGGCACCAUCACCAGCUUCCAUUUCAACCCGAGGACCAACACCAAUAGGACCAUUUUUGGGGGCUCGAAUGCCUUCGAGAGGGGGCCAGCCAAGCCCCGAUCCUUUCAUUCAAAGGAACGCUAUUCCAGAGAAUAUCGGUCUUGCCAUGACCUCUGAAAGCCCCCAAAUAAAUUCAUUAACCCCUAUAGGUUACACUGAAGAAUUAUUCCAACGUGGCCCGUCUCCACUUUUGCCCGAACGACCAGCUCUCACCCUUCAGGUCCCUUUCCAGCGAAACCCUAACGAGAUCCACACUGCUGCCUAUCUGCAGCCAUCAAGAUUUACGGGCAACAAUCGACAGUCUAUGGAUACACAAUUUGAAGAUGAAGAUUCAUGCAGCACAGCUGUAGCAUCCGAAGCACCAUGGAAUGCGGCCUCCUAUGGGUCCAUAUCAAGAGAGAAGAGUCUCCGACAGCCUGACUCCGCAUAUUAUCAAUCACCUCGCCUCCAAGGUGAACUCUCGCCAAACGAAACAGAACAUAUCAUCGAUUCCUACAAGGAUCCUUCAGUAGAGCCUGGCUUCUACGUACGCCCCCUUAAUCUCCAAAGAAACUUUUCACAACCUCGUCGGCCCGAGAAUGCAAUGAAACCUUCUGUUCAUCGCAAUCCAUCUGCCAAGGAUCCUCUCAGAACAACCUCAUCUGCGCACUCGGCAAAAUCCCACAAUCGUCGACCCUCUUCAAAUGAAGUUGAGAAGCUAAACUCACUCAUGCAAUCUAACCCCUCAUUUCGCCGCGUGCUAGGGAAAUCCGCAUACAAUCCUGUAGGACCAUAUGAUCAAAAUCGUACCUCUAGAGCUUCGAUAGGAUCUAUGACAUCCUUCGAAACCAUGGAUUCUAUCAAUCCUGAGCCCCAAGAGCUUUCUGGCGACACUAACCUUAGCCCUGUCGUCGAAUCUCCAACUGACAAAUCAAACGUUAUCGGUAAAUCACCAGUCAAGUACCCCAAAAUCAAAGGAAAUCCAAGCCAACGCCAUUCUCGUACUCGUACCCGCACAUCGAUCAUAACUAAUUUCCCCGCACCACCACCAAUAUCUAUCGAGUCACCUAUCCGUCCCCCUACCGCCCAAAGUAAUAAACCAUGGCAAGAAGCCGAGAUCGCCGCUCAGAAAACGCGCAUGGCAUCUCUAGGACUAUCACCCGGAAAUUUCCUCUCGCCAGUCUCUCACAACUCUGGUAUCACUAUUCGAAAAAGUAAUGACUUUUUCAGUCCCACCGAUUUGGCAUCAAGGAGUCCUCCACCGCCAAUACCAUUACCCUUACCACCAACUUCUAGACAGAGGGAUGUUAGUCCAAGAACUGUGAAUGGAAUUGGGAGCAAAAGAGGCGCCCCGCCCCCUUCUUUAAGCCUCUCCACUUCUCCAGAAUCAUCACAAAAAUGGAGAGUUCUUCCCGAUACUAAUACCAAUUCUACUACUUCUUCCCACAAGCAAACUUCACCAACCAUCAUAUCUCCACAUUGGCGACCACAAAUACUUACCGGAAUCUUGAGAAAAGAUAGCGUCCAAUCCCUACACAAACCAACCACCACCACCGUCUCCUCCAACAAUAAUCCCUCCCAGCCACUCUCUGUCCCGGCCCACACUUCCAUGGACCCCGAAGUAUCCUCAAUUUACAGUCAAGAAACACGCAAUUUCACGUUCGAUCCGCGUCUUACACAAAUGACUACCAUGUCUGAAAUAAGAGCUCAGGGACAAGCUCCUGUUGAUUCUUCGAAUGAAGAUAUCAAUACAGGUACAGAUACAGAUAUGAAUGGCAGAUCAGUCGUAUAUACUAAAGACGAUGGGUCGGGCGAAACUAUUACUAUCAAUAUUGAUAGUGAUAAUCCCAGCGGUUUACCUAAGACACCGGGUUGGCUGCCGAGAUUGACGCCCACGAGACGGGGGAAUGAUUUAUUUUUGAAUGUGCAAUAAUGUAAAACAUACCAUUUUCGAAGGAGUGGGAAUAUGAGGAUGUGAGCGUGAAAGCAAGUAGGAAAGAGGGCGUCGAUUCAAUGUUUUAAAUUUAUCAGUAGAUAAUGUUUUCCUUUAUAGUCAAUUUUGUACGAGUAUGAGUAUGAGUAUGAGGUUACGCGUCAUAAGAUGAACGGGAUGGAAUGGGAUGGGAUAGAUGCUGGAUCGGGCAUUUUCAGGAACAGACCCCAUAUUCUUUAUUUCUUUUGUUAAAGAAAAUACCCAAGUUAGGAAUGCAGGAUAUGGAGUUACAGAAUCACUGUAGGAGUUAUAGCUGUUAUAGGGAGUGGCGUUAGUUUUGUUGUUACGAUGUACUUGUAGAAAAGGGCCUGGGGAUUUUUUGCAUGUAUUCAAGUCAAGUCAAACCAUGAGACUUGGGGGACAUAUUUGGGGUCUACUGUAUUAGUAGUAGCUAUUUAAACCUUGAUCUGCCAAUGUUGUUACGCUUCUUGUGUGU
Messenger RNA from Botrytis cinerea B05.10, 3504 nucleotides. RefSeq lists its product as hypothetical. Bases 213 to 3008 code for a protein of 931 amino acids. The transcript is spliced from 3 exons. NCBI's taxonomy places the organism in Eukaryota, Fungi, Ascomycota, Leotiomycetes, Helotiales, Sclerotiniaceae. The record is from RefSeq and is a predicted model, not a curated record.